Anneissia japonica is the source of this 3334-nucleotide messenger RNA. RefSeq names its product SNF-related serine/threonine-protein kinase-like. Gene Ontology annotation, biological process: microtubule cytoskeleton organization; protein phosphorylation; intracellular signal transduction. Gene Ontology annotation, cellular component: cytoplasm. The record is from RefSeq and is a predicted model, not a curated record. Gene Ontology annotation, molecular function: tau-protein kinase activity; ATP binding; protein serine/threonine kinase activity. Lineage: Eukaryota; Metazoa; Echinodermata; Crinoidea; Comatulida; Comatulidae.
GAAGCUUCACCGGCUUUCGUUGAAUUUGGAUGCUAAUUGUUUGACAGAAUUAUUGGAUAGAUAUGAUAUUUUAGAAAAUAUGAUAGCCAGCACAGAAGUUAUAUAUCCCAGGAACAAUUCCGACGUUUGGUAAAUAUGAUCUCUUCCCUUCAAAAGCAGGUAUCGGAGGAUUUAUGAUGACCCACCUCAAGGGGUCUAGCAGAAGUACAUCUGACAGCAAAAUGACCGGUCUCUAUGAUUUGCAAGAAACGUUAGGCAAGGGUCAUUUUGCUGUUGUCAAGUUAGCCCGUCAUAUAUUUACUGACGAAAAGGUGGCCGUAAAAGUUAUUGAUAAGACUAAGCUAGAUGAAAUUUCUAGAGCACACCUUCUACAGGAAGUGACAUGUAUGAAACUUGUGCAGCACCCCAAUGUUGUGAGAUUAUAUGAAGUUAUUGACACCCAAACAAAACUUUACUUGAUUCUUGAACUUGGAGAUGGCGGUGACAUGUAUGAUUAUAUAAUGCAGCAUGAAAAUGGGUUAGGAGAAGACUUUGCAAGAAUAUAUUUUAUACAGAUUGUACAGGCUGUGUCAUAUUGUCACAAGCUUCAUGUUGUACAUAGAGAUUUAAAGCCUGAAAAUGUGAUAUUCUUUAAGGAUCAAGGAGUUGUAAAACUAACUGAUUUUGGAUUCAGCAACUGCUACAAUCCAGGACAAAAACUUGAAACAAGUUGUGGCAGUCUUGCAUAUUCUGCACCGGAAAUUUUACUAGGUGAUUCUUACGAUGCCCCUGCUGUAGAUGUAUGGAGCCUUGGUGUGUUGCUAUAUAUGCUUGUCUGUGGUGAACCUCCUUUCAACGAAACCAAUGACAGCGAAACAUUAACAAUGAUUAUGGACUGCAAGUAUAGAUUUCCAGACCAUAUAUCUGACUCCUGUAGAAGUUUGAUAUCUCAGUUACUGGUACGCGAACCCGAGAAACGUUUGGAUUUAAAGACGAUUGAAAAUCAUCCUUGGCUCAAGAUGAAUCAAGUACCCAUUGCAGUUGAACCGCUCAUUACUAAGCAGGAUAUAUCUGUUGGACUGCAUUCGGCCAUAAUCGAAUCUAUGAUUUGCGGAAACGUCGCUGAUGAAUUCACUAUAACAAACUCUCUUGAAAGUGACUCCUAUGAUCACAUCACUGCUACAUAUUUCCUGCUAGCGGAACGCAAGUUAAAGAAGAAUCUGUCAAAGAAAAAAGCUGCAAGUUCACCUGCCUGUCAAAAGUCUAGAUUGAAUGGAGAGGAUCAAGGGAAAAUUUCGAGCCAACCCAGAGCUAUUGAAGAUCGACAAAAACCACCCCUUGAAAGACAAAAGAGCACAGAGUCUUUACCGCACGAAGAUUCAGCCCUCGGCAGCAGUCCCCGUCGCCAUUUACCUGAACGGGAACACCUGUCCAUUCAACCUAGACAUAACUGGAGUAUUGUAAAGGAAGGAAUUGAGAGCCUAGAAGAAGAAGAGGAGGAACACCAUCUUCUAUUUGAAGAUAUGGAUCUGACUGGUACCCCUAGUGGAUCAAAGGCUGCAAGUAGGAAACAAACUAAUACAAGUAAUCGCACUACCUUCCAACAACGACGUACUACCCCGACCACUUUAAACCAAAUCACUGAAGAGGAAGGAGAAUCUGAGGAUGAAUAUGGAGAUUUGAAAGACGAAAAAUUAUCAAAUUCACGGAGCAUUCAUGGCCGUCAGACAAUCACUGUGAAGAACAAAGCACCGCAAUUCAAGCGAGCGAAAGUGAAGAAAAACAACUCCAGUCGAGGGGGCUAUAGUUCAUCAGAUGCAAGUGAUGAAGAUUCUGACACAAGACGAAGAUCCGAUAAGUUUGAUAUCCCAAGCCGUGGCAAACGCAGAGGCAGCAAAGAUGGACCCCCCGGUGGGGGUAGUGGCAGUGGUAGUAACAACAGUAAACAAGGAAUGAGUGGGCCUGGUGGGAAGGCUAACAACAGUGGCACUAGAGGGGGGUAUAAAAAUGAUAGCAAUAGUAGUAAUAAUUCUAAUAGUGCCUCUGGAAAUUACGAGCAGAAGCGGAACAACGAACUUAGAGACAGCUUAAAGCAGAGCAACCUAAGUGUAAACUCAUCGCAUUCAUCAAGCUCUUACAGUAUAAGCAAAUACGCCAUUGAUCCUAAUAAUACCACACCAAGCGAUUCCGAUGAUCAAGCCACAGAGUUACAUAAGGUCUGGUCUAAAAAUAGCAUGACCAAAUCUGACAGCAAUCUGUACAUAAUUCCGUCAGAAUCUGAGAAGAACAACUCACUGACUGAUUCGGAGAUAGAAAAGAAUUCACGGGACACUACACUUUACAUUGACAAAUUGAACAUAGAUCUAAAUGGCAAUGGAAACCAAUGGAAAUUGGAUUUCAAGAAAAAAAGAAACAGGAUUAGAAAUUUUGAUGAUGUAGACGAUGAAGGCCCUGUGCCAAACAAGACACCAUCCCGUGUGGAGAGUAACUGUUGCAGAUUAUUCUAAAGUGCUUGAAGCUAUCGCUGCUGGGAGACAUUUUGAAAUGGGGGUGCUGAUUUUGGAAGGAAGUCACUACAGCUAUACAACUGAAACCAGGCUUAGCUUUGGAUGUCUUGCGUGGAUGCCUUCAGCACCCAUACUUUAAUAUAGGUGGUACUGUAUCAAACUGAGACCUCCCCCCCCCCACCCCUAGCAACCUUAUAUUAAAUCAGGAUCUGUGUCAUCUGUACUUUAAUUAGGCAUACUCUAUCACCCCCAGCAUUCCUAAUUUAGUUUAAGAAACCACCUCGAUCAUAGUACCACUGGUCCCUGCAACUAUAGUGUUAGUAUGAUAAAUUGUUUCAAUUCUUGUUUGUGGUAUGGUGUAGCAUCCAAAUAACAGUAUUUUACGUAGUAAAUAAACUAUCUACACUUGUAGUGUUAUUUUGCUUUCUCAAACAUUUUUCAUAUAUUAAUUACCUCAAGUGGUACACUCUCGAAUAACAACAUCAAUUUUCUGAAAUUAAUCCAUGUUAAUUUAUAUAGUUAUUUCUCUUGGUUUGUAUUUUAGGUGAGUAUUACUUUGGUAUUUAAUUAUAGUCUUUGUAAGUCUCAAAUAUGUUUUAACCACCUGAAAAAAAUUCUAAAUUUAUUUUUACACUGAAAAAGGAAAUUUUUGUUGUUGCAAUUUUUCAGUGUAUGUCAAGCAUUUUGAAAUUAAACUUAUUGAAGGGGCAAUGAUGAAUUUGGACACCGUAUAAUGUUUAUUUUUAACAGAUUAUUGCAAAGUGUGGCCCUUAGUUUAGUGAAAAUAACACUUACGAAUCCUUCACCUGAAAUUAAUAAUAAUAAAUGUGUUUGAAUUGUUUUAAUAA